Clunio marinus is the source of this 201-nucleotide messenger RNA. NCBI's taxonomy places the organism in Eukaryota, Metazoa, Arthropoda, Insecta, Diptera, Chironomidae. The record is from the annotation of a GenBank genome assembly.
AUGUCGAUACGUGAAUUCGACGAGACUCCAUCAGCAAAUGUUAGCAAACUUCGAAAAAGAAUGAAAAUGAAAUUGAAUAAAAUUCUGAAUCAGCAGGGGUUUCUCAAGACACUUUCUUUCCAACACAUGUCGAUAUCUUCUACUGCGUCAUUUUCUGUUUAUAGCCAAGUAUUAAGGAAGCCAGAACUUCCAUUUAGCUGA